ACGCGGAGAGCAGCGACAGACAGCGACACGACAUGCCCUCGACCAGCGCUCCACCGACGCUGCUCCAGGCGCUCACCGCCAUCUGCACGCGGGCGCUCGAGGCCAGCUUCCCCGGCAUCAGCUGCGCCAUCCACGUGGCGCCCAGCACCAAGGGCGCGCACUAUCAGAACAACACCGCGAUGCCGCUCUUCAAGGCGCUCAAGGACGCGGGCCGCUCGGCCGAGGCGGCGAGCCCCAAGGCCGUCGCCGAGAAGCUCGCGGCGCAGAUGACCGCCUGCGACACCGACGGGCUGCUUGCGCGGUGUGAGGUGGCCGGCCCUGGCUUCAUCAACAUCUUUGUCGCGCCGGCGUACCUCGAGUCGACCGUCAACUCGAUCCUGCGGCACGGCCCGAUGCCGCCGCCCUGUGCUCCCAAGCGGGUGGUGGUCGACUUCUCCUCGCCAAACGUGGCCAAGGAGAUGCACGUCGGCCACCUGCGCUCCACCAUCAUCGGCGACACCAUCUCGCGGCUGCUCGAGUUUUGCGGCCACCGGGUCGACCGGGUGAACCACGUGGGCGACUGGGGCACGCAGUUCGGCAUGCUGAUCGGCCACCUGAAGAACGUCUUCCCCGACUACGCCACUAAGCCGCCGCCGAUCGGCGACCUGCAGCAGUUCUACAAGGACGCCAAGAAGGUCUUCGACGACGACGAGGCCUUCAAGAAGGUUGCGCACGCCGAGGUCCCCUGUCCCCGUCAGGCGGGCGACGCGGACUCGCGCUUCGCGUGGCGGCAGAUCUGCGAGGUGUCGCGCCGCGAGUUCGAGAAGGUGUACUCGCGGCUGCAGGUCGAGCUGGAGGAGGUUGGCGAGUCCUUUUACAACGAGUACAUCCCGCCCGUUAUCCGCCACCUCACCGAGAUCGGCGUCGCGCACGACUCGGACGGCGCGAUGGUCCUCUUCCCGCCCGGCACCAAGCACGAGCAGCCGCUCAUCGUGCGGAAGAGCGACGGCGGCUUCGGGUACGACUCGACCGACAUGGCCGCCGUCUGGUACCGGCUGCUCGAGCUGCAGGCGGACUGGCUCGUCUACGUGACCGACGCGGGCCAGUCGCAGCACUUCGAGCUCAUCUUUGCGGCGGCGCGCCAGGCGGGGUGGGUGGGCGACAAGCGGCUCGACCACUGCCCGUUCGGCCUCGUCUGCGGCGACGACGGCAAGAAGUUCAAGACGCGCUCCGGCGACGCCACGCGGCUGGUCGACCGACUCCUCGACGGCGCUUCUCGGAGCCUGCUCGGCACCUCCCUGUGGGACGCAGACGUGGCUGCGGGGAAGCUCGAGCCGUACACGGACGAGGAGCUCCUCGAGACGGCGCGCGUGAUGGGGUACGGCGCCGUCAAGUACGCAGACCUCAAGGGCGGCCGCGUCAACGACUACAUCUUCUCGUACGAGCGGAUGCUCGACGACAAGGGCGGCGCUGACCGCCCGCUCACCGCCCGCUCGCCGCGCCGGCGAGAGCGCAACACCGCUGUCUACCUGCUCUACGCCGGCGCGCGCCUCUCGUCCAUCCAGCGAAAGGCGGCCGCCACGAGCGGCGCCUCUGCCGCCGAACUCGUCGCCUCGGGCGCCGGCGUCGCGCUGAGCAUGCCGACCGAGCUCGAGCUCGCGCUGGCGCUGGCGCGCUUCGGCGAGACGGUCGAGUUCACCACGCAGACGCUGCUGCCCAACAAGCUCUGCGAGUACGUCCACGACGUGUGCGUCAAGUUCACCGCCUUUUACCUGGAGUGCAAGGUGAUCGAGGAGGACGCCGUCAACCAGUCGCGGCUGCUGCUCGUGCGCGCCGCGCAGCUCGUCAUCAAAAAGGCGAACGAGCUCCUCGGCAUCGGCUACGUCGACAAGGUCUAAUGCGGCUGCGCGGGUGCUCGCGGGCGGUGCUGUCGGCAGCUACUGGCUUUGGGCCUUUGGCGGUCUGGGAGGGGCGCGCGAGUGGCCGGCGGGGAGAGUCGCUCCGGCGUCUCGUUGAGUCUCCACCCGCCCAGUCGUCAACCAAGUACGGUACCCAGGUGUGCUCCGGCAGCCCGUGUGUGUGUGUUGAGCGGCCCAGUGGCGGUGGCCGAUUGGGGGCGCCGCGGUGGCACCUCGGUCCUCGUCGCUGAGUCAAGACCUUGCCGCUUGGGCUAGACCUUGCCGCGCCUUGCGGUGACGACCGCGGGGGCGCAGCUGCCAGAGCCGAGCGCUCCUGCGCCUCUCGCCGCCUGCAAGCCAUGCUGGUUGCUGCAAGGUGCAAGCUGCAUCGGCGCCGGCUGCCUGCCAGCGGCACCGGCAG
This is a messenger RNA of Emiliania huxleyi CCMP1516, 2298 nucleotides long. RefSeq names its product arginine-tRNA ligase. Lineage: Eukaryota; Haptophyta; Isochrysidales; Noelaerhabdaceae. The transcript has 5 exons. Gene Ontology annotation, cellular component: cytoplasm. The record is from RefSeq and is a predicted model, not a curated record. Gene Ontology annotation, biological process: arginyl-tRNA aminoacylation. The coding region runs from base 33 to 1877 and encodes 614 amino acids. Gene Ontology annotation, molecular function: arginine-tRNA ligase activity; ATP binding.